Drosophila obscura is the source of this 1506-nucleotide messenger RNA. It is a transcript of the gene Sqor, whose product is annotated as sulfide:quinone oxidoreductase, mitochondrial. The transcript has 7 exons. Bases 125 to 1498 code for a protein of 457 amino acids. Gene Ontology annotation, cellular component: mitochondrion. The record is from RefSeq and is a predicted model, not a curated record. Gene Ontology annotation, molecular function: sulfide:quinone oxidoreductase activity; FAD binding. Lineage: Eukaryota; Metazoa; Arthropoda; Insecta; Diptera; Drosophilidae.
UGUCAGGUGGUACGUGCCUCUCAUUCUCUCGCAUCGCCUCUCGCCGUCCAGUUCGUCGUUUGUAUUUUUUUUCCCGAAUUUUUCGAUCGCCUGAUUGACACCACCCAAUCUCUCUGGCACUACGAUGAACUCCCGAAUUCCACUGGGCAUCCGGCAGUGCAACAGGCUGCUGGCCACCCCCAUCUACUGUGCCAAUGAAGCCCCCUCUGUGGCCCGGCUCUUCUCCACAUCGCGGGUGCAUUACGAGAGACAAGAAUGCAAAGUUUUGGUUGUGGGUGGCGGCAGUGGCGGCUGUGCCAUGGCCGCCAAGCUGUCAUCACAUCUAGGCAAGGAUAAGGUGAUCGUCCUGGAGCCGGAAGAUAAACAUUAUUAUCAACCGAUGUUCACCCUGAUUGGAGGCGGAAUGAAGCGUCUGGAACAGUCCUACAAGACCAUGGCGGAGGUGCUUCCGAAGAAGGCAAAAUGGGUGAAGGAGAAGGCGAUGGAAUUUGAUCCGGAUAACAAUACGGUCUGCACCUCUGGAGGCGACACAAUCAAAUACGAUUUCCUCCUCAUUGCCACUGGCCUGCAAUUGAAUUACGAGAAGAUUCCCGGCUUAGCAGAGGCUUUGGAGAUACCCAAUGGCAAGGUGUGCUCCAUCUACUCCCCCAAGUACGUGGAAGGCGUCUACGAUUUGCUGCGCAGAACAAAUGAAGGAAACUUGAUCUUUACCUUCCCCGCAUCCCCAGUCAAGUGUCCUGGUGCCCCACAGAAGAUUGUCUACAUAGUCGAGCACUAUUUCCGCAAGUUGGGUAAGCGCGAUAAAGUGAACAUCACAUAUAACACAGCUCUGCCAGUGCUCUUUGGCGUGAAACACUAUGCGGAUGCCCUGUGGCCCAUUUGCAAGAAGCGGAACAUUACGGUCAACACUCGACGAAAUCUGGUAGAGGUUCGGCAUGCCGAGGACAUUGCUGUGUUCGAGGAUCUCGACAAUCCUGGUCAGCUCUUCGAGGAGAAGUACUCCCUGCUGCAUGCCGUGCCACCAAUGAGCGCUCCCGACGAGCUGACCAAAUGCCGGAAGCUGGUAAACGAGACGGGAUUCGUGGACGUGAAUAACUCUACGCUGCAGCAUGUGAGGUACAGCAACGUAUUCGCCAUCGGGGACUCGUCUGGCUCACCGAACUCGAAGACUGCUGCAGCUGCAGCUGCUCAGUCGCCCGUUGUCUUUCGGAAUAUGAUUGCAGCGAUGGAGGGCAAACCCCUGACGGACGUGUACGAUGGCUAUGCCUCGUGCCCGCUGGUGACAGGCUACCACACCUGCAUUCUGGCGGAGUUCGAUUACAAUCUGCAGCCCUUAGAGACGUUUCCAGUGGCCCAGAACAAGGAGCGCUACUCGAUGUUCAUCCUGAAGAAGGACUUUAUGCCGCUGCUCUACUGGAAGCUCAUGCUCACGGGCCACUGGAAUGGUCCGGGGUUGAUGCGAAAGCUAUUGGGUGUUUUCAAGCCAAAUAAAAAGUAAAUGCAACU